Messenger RNA from Durio zibethinus, 1627 nucleotides. Its product is annotated as B3 domain-containing protein REM16-like. The record is from RefSeq and is a predicted model, not a curated record. Gene Ontology annotation, molecular function: DNA binding. NCBI's taxonomy places the organism in Eukaryota, Viridiplantae, Streptophyta, Magnoliopsida, Malvales, Malvaceae.
GGAAUUUCCUAACAGAGUCAAAUCGCAGACCAAACGUAAUGGGAGCUGCGGAAACCAGCCCAGUCCACGAAGCCAAAACAGUAGAUUCGGUUCAGUACCCCAACUCCGUGGGGAGUGCCAAGCGUGUUCCUAUGAACUCUUUAACACUCCAAAACCAAGGCUUGUCCUUUACGACGACUCUCCCUGGACUACUCCUCUCUGGCUCUCUCUCAGCUCUUCAAUCUACACAGUUGUUGCCUUGUUCAUUUCAAUCCCCUUUGGAUUCUUCAUUGCUUCUACAGAAACAAAGAAUUAAAAACAAAUGAAUCAUAAAAGCAAGGCAUUUAUCUCAUAAAUACAUCAAGCCAGGUCUAGAUGAACUGUACUUUCGAUCAUUAAUAACUUUAUUUUUCUGGGUUUUAUAGUCCAUUUGUUACUCUAUCUUCUUUGAUCUCCUAGGUGAGCCCGUUAAGAACCAUGUGAUUAAGCAAAUGGGAGACAAGUAUAAGGAUUGUAGGAGCUGGGAAGAGGAAAUCUUUUGGACCCAUUUUCAGUCCAUUAAUUUCUCUCAAUUUCUCCGUGGUGAUUUUCUCCAGCGGCUUGAAGUACCCGAAAAGUUUACUAAGAAUAUCAAGAAAAAGCUUCCGGAAACUGUGACCCUUAAAGGUCCCGGCGGUAUCAUAUGGGAUGUAGGCGUGACAGAAGAUGAUGAUGCCUUGUUCUUUGAUCGUGGAUGGAAAAAUUUUGUAAAAGACCAUUCUUUGGUAGAGAAUGACUUUUUGAUCUUCAAGUUCAAUGGAGUGUCAAAUUUUGAUGUUUUGAUGUUUGAUGGCCGGAGCUUGUGUGAGAAGGCAUCUUCUUAUUUUGUGAGGAAGUGUGGGCAUACAGAAUUUGACAGCGGAUAUCAAACAGAAAGAAAGAUGAAUAAAAAUCCUGAUGAAAUUGUGUACAACUCUCCACAGUGUGGACUUGAAAGUAGACCAGAAAAAUCUCCUAAAAAUGACAUUGACAUGAGGCCACCAAGAGAACCUAUCAACUCGGCUGCUACUAAUAAGAAGAUGCGGAAUGUGGGUUCUUCUACUAGGUCCAUCCAUGCUAGGGAGAGCCUUGGAGGCGAAGAACUUUCUUCUUUUUCUGGAGAAGUGAAGGUCGAAACUGAGUUUGAACAUACAUCCAUGGAUGGAGAUGUCUUUUUCCCUCAGCAUGCAUCUUGUAAAAGGCCUGCGACUCAAGUUGAGAAAACAAAUGUCUUGUUAAUGGCACAGGAAGCAUUAGCCGAAGAGGGUUUUAUGGUACUUAUGAAGCCCACACAUGUAGAGAGACGGUUUUAUAUGUCAAUCCCUACUGCAUGGGUGGCUAAACAUCUCUCAAAAGAAAAUGCAGAUGUGAUUCUACGAAUUAACAAGCGUACAUGGAGGACCAGAUUUAACUAUCACAGAAGUCGUAAUUGUGGAGGGCUUUCUGGUGGUUGGAGGAAUUUUGUGAAUGACAACGACUUACAAGAACAUGAUGUGUGUGUAUUUGAGCCUGCCAAUAUUGGAAGAAAACCAAUCAUCCUGGAUGUUACCAUCUUCCACGUUCUGGAAGCAGCAGUUCCUCUGACCCAACUACACCCUGCCUCGUCCUAGAUCUUGUCCAAAAAUUCUUG